Molecule: messenger RNA, 870 nt
Organism: Geodia barretti
Lineage: Eukaryota; Metazoa; Porifera; Demospongiae; Tetractinellida; Geodiidae
Source: the annotation of a GenBank genome assembly
AUGAGCCGUCUUAUUCAGAAAGAGACACCCAUCUUGGUGCUCGAAGCGGCGAUGAACAGUGCGAUCUAUCCAUUUCAUCUGCGCUACGUCGGGAAACCGAACCGCGACUGCAACAUCGCAGAGAAGGUUCUGAAAACCUUCACACCGGCGACGCUAUCGCUGCUGCCUGAAUCGUUGCGUUACAAGAUUCUCAAGAGCGUACAGACGGACUAUGAACCGAUACAAAUCAACACAGGCGACAUCGAUGCCGUUCAUGCGAAAACGUUAGCGUCAAUGAAGGAUCAGUUGGCAAUAGACAUCCCACGACAGUUCAGCACGUUGGUGUUCGGGCUUCCCGAUAUGAGUCCCUACGCCGUCGAUGCGCGUAUCAACCCAGUCUUGGUGGUGAGCGACAUCUUAGGCUACGUCUUCAAUUGGUUCUAUAACAAACCCAUCAUCAAAAAGAACGGUGUUGUUAUCAUCAUGAACCCGACCUACGAGAUCUUUCACGAAGAGUAUCACGUCGCCUAUAAGAUGUUUUACGAUGAAGUCCUCGCCGAAACGACAGAACCUUUUGAGAUGCAACAGAAGUUUCAGGAAAAAUACGCAAAGGACGAGUAUUUAAUCGAUUGCUAUCGGAACAGAUUCGCGCACCACGGUUUCCAUCCGUUCACUGUCUGGUAUUGGGCGACAUAUCCACUGAAACAUCUCGCGAAGGUGAUCCUCGUCGGUCCGAAGGAACCGAGAGUCGCGCAACGGCUCGGUGUUGACUGGGCAAGAAACUUAGACGACGCGCUCGCGAUGGCGCGCGAAAUCUCUGGGGAAGACGAUGUCGUUGCCUUGACGAUGCCACCGUUCUUCUACGCAAACGUUGGAGGCUCCAAUGAUUAA